Hypomesus transpacificus is the source of this 3172-nucleotide messenger RNA. RefSeq lists its product as uncharacterized. Bases 250 to 3141 code for a protein of 963 amino acids. The record is from RefSeq and is a predicted model, not a curated record. NCBI's taxonomy places the organism in Eukaryota, Metazoa, Chordata, Actinopteri, Osmeriformes, Osmeridae. The transcript has 2 exons.
UAGGAACAAGCACCUAGACGACAGGAAAGCAUUUCUGAAGGAGAACUCCAUCUGUUAUCGAUGCUGUGCUUCUACUAGACACCUUGCAAAGGACUGCAAAUUGUCUGUCAAAUGCAGAGAAUGUGACAGCGAUAGACAUAUCUCCGCACUCCAUCCUGGUCCUGCCCCCUGGUCAGCUGAAGAGACCAAAUGUGAACCAGAACAAAACAGAGUGGAGAAGAAUGACAUGCCCUUUAAUGUCACCUCAAAAUGCACCGAGUGGCUGACAAGAUCCCGCCUCCUGAUCCCAGCGCUCAGAUCCUCCUACUCCUGGGGAGAGACGUCUUAAGUGUGCACAAGGUACGUGAGCAGCAUAAUGGCCCCAACAACACACCAUACGCACAAUGCUUAGACUUGGGCUGGGUCAUUGUAAGAGAGAUCUGCCUGGAUGGAGCUCACCAGCCUACUGAUGUUAAUGUCUACAAAACAAACAUACUCCCAAACGGCAGAGCCUCAUACUUCACAUCAUGCCCCAAAAGCAUCCAUGUCAAAGAGCAGGCAAGUUCUCAAUCUCUCCAGUACUUACCCGCAAAAGGCUUCAGCGCUGACACAAACUGUAUUGGAGACGGUGUUUUCUUCAGGACGGCAGACGAUGAAAAAACAGCCCUGUCAAUUGAGGAUAAACUCUUUUUGGAUUUAAUGGAAAAAGAAGUGUAUCUCGCUGAAGACAACCACUGGGUGGCGCCAUUGCCUUUUCGCUCACCACGAAUCCGGCUUCCUGACAACAAAGAACAAGCAAAACAUAGGCUAAACUCAUUACAGCGCACCUUUCAAAAGAAACCAGGAAUGAAAGAACAUUUCUUUGACUUCAUGCAAAAGGUCAUUGAAAAUCAGCAAGCAGAACCCGCUCCACCUCUGAAACCAGGUGAGGAAUGUUGGUAUUUGCCAAUAUUUGGCGUCUACCAUCCCCAAAAGCCCGACAAAAUAAGAGUGGUGUUCGACUCAAGUGCCCAGUACAGUAACAUCUCACUCAAUGACGUUCUGAUGACGGGGCCCGACCUCAACAACACAUUAAUAGGUGUCUUGCUGCGUUUUCGAAAAGAAAGGAUUGCCAUCACAGCGGACAUCGAGCAAAUGUUUUACUGUUUCAAGGUAAAGGAAGAUCACCGCAACUAUCUUCGCUUCCUGUGGCACAAAGAAAACUGCCCUGAAGAGGAGAUAAUUGAUUACCGGAUGACUGUACAUGUCUUUGGAAACAGUCCGUCACCAGCUGUUGCCAUAUAUGGACUGAGACGCACAGCAGAGCAUGGCGAAGCAGAGCAUGGCACUGACGCUAAAGAAUUUGUGCUCCACAACUUUUAUGUCGACGACGACAUCACAUCUGUUCCCAGUGAGGAGGAAGCUGUUGACCUCUUAAAACGCACACAGGAAAUGCUGGCAGAGGCUAACCUGAGACUCCACAAGAUGGCCUCAAACAGCGCCACAGUCAUGGAGGCCUUUCCACCAGAGGACAGAGCGAAGGAUCUCAAAGACUUGGAUUUUAACGCUGAUCCACUGCCUCUCCAACACAGUCUUGGUGUAAGCUGGAACCUUAAAAACGACUGUUUCACAUUCAAAGUGUCAAGAGAGGUCAAACCAUUCACACGAAGAGGAGCACUGGCCACUGUCAAUAGUCUGUAUGACCCCUUGGGGUUCGUCUCUCCCGUCACUAUGCACGGAAAAGCCUUAGUGAGAGAAUUCACAUCAAUGCAGCAAGAAUGGGACACGCCUCUCCCAGCAGAAAAAAGGGCACAAUGGGAAGCAUGGACUACAUCUCUUACUGACCUUGAACACCUACAUAUCCCAAGACAGUAUGUUCCAGUCACUCUCUCGCAGGCUCAUUCUAAGGAGCUCUGCGUCUUUUCAGACGCGUCUGUUCUGGCCAUAGCUGCUGUUGCAUAUCUGAGAGUCAUAGACUCAGACGGACAAUAUCAUGUGGGCUUUGUGAUGAGCAAAUCUAAGCUGGCUCCAUUUCCUGCUCACACCAUCCCACGGCUGGAGCUGUGUGCCUCAGUGCUCGCUGUUGAACUCAUGGAGCUAAUAGAGGAAGAGUUGGACACAGGGCUGCAGGUCAAGUUCUACACAGACAGCCGUGUAGUACUCGGCUACAUUCACAAUACCACAAGGAGAUUUCACAUGUAUGUGGCCAACAGAGUAACACGCAUAAGAAAAUCAACCACACCGAGCCAGUGGCAGUACGUUCGAACUGACCUGAACCCAGCUGAUCACGCCACCAGGAUUAUGCCGCCAGCUCAACUGCACCUCACCAACUGGUUCACCGGUCCUAAGUUCCUCACACAGCCAGGCGCUCCAGAAGACACAGAGGCAGAGUGUUUUCAGCUUGUAAACCCGGACCUGGACCUUGAAAUCCGAACUCAGGUGACUACACUGGCAACCUCAAUUGCAAAUCACACUCUGGGCUCAGACAGAUUCCAGCGUUUUUCAAGCUGGAAAUGUCUUGUGAAAGCUGUUGUUGUACUUACCCAUGUCGCAAAGUCAUUCUCUCAAUCAUCACGCACAGAGACCUGUAGAAAAUGGCAUUACUGCACAAAACCUUGCACAUCUGAGCACACACAAGCAAAAUCUACAGUUAUUAAAGCUGUGCAACAAGAUGUGUACGAAGACGAGUUCAAGAGCCUAACACAGGAUGGGAAAGUGUCACAACAUAGCUCACUCAAACAACUUGACCCCUUUAUCGACGAUGAAGGACUGCUGAGAGUUGGUGGGCGUGUGCACAAAGCUGACCUCUCUGACCAAGAAAAGCAUCCUUUAGUCAUACCACCAAAUCAUCACGUAGCUACGCUGCUCGUUCAACAUUACCAUAGCCAUGUAGCCCACCAAGGCCGCCAUUUCACUGCGGGCGCAGUACGCACAGCAGGACUGUGGGUUGUAGGUGCCAAAAAGCUCAUAUCAAGUGUCAUCCACAGAUGUGUCAUGUGCAGGAAACUGAGAGGGAGACUGGAAAAUCAGAAAAUGUCAGAUCUUCCUGCAGACAGGUUGUCUGUAGAUCCCCCAUUCACACAAAAGGGCUGGAUGUGUUUGGUCCAUGGAGUGUUGUGGCACGUCGAACAAGAGGGAGUAGUGUUGAAAACAAAAGAUGGUCUGUCGUAUUUAGCUGUUUAAGCACCAGAGCAGUUCACCUGGAGCUGAUAGA